AUGUGCAGCUACCGACCAGCUACCCUCCUGCUCUGCUGCUUGAUCGCGGCAUCUUUGCUAGCAUGUGGCGCCCUCCCGCUCUUUGGAUCACGACCGAAAGAGGCAGAGGAUCCAGGCUCUCGCACAGAGGAGCCCCAUGGGGAGGCCAUGGGGGGGUUUGACGCUGGUCAGGACGAGUAUCACUACGAGGACCACUAUCCUAUGGAAGACUACGACUAUGAUUACACUGGCAUGAGAGACUUCCACGACUUCGAGCAUUUCAACCGUGAGAAUGGCUCUGAGCACCACGGCGACCCCAGUCUGAUCAACGAUAUGCUGUGGGAUCAUUACCACCUCAACGACCCGACGUUGGGAGCUGCUGAGGAGUGGGAGAACUUCCGUCACUUCGACACAGACGACAAUGGUAAAGUGUCCGAGCACGAGUUUCUUCAACGCAUGGAGCCGGACUACAACUCGACAAAGUUCUCUGAAGACGAGAUGAUGAAGGACGUGGUGAAUCGAUGGAGGGCUGAAUUCACCGACAACGACCUGAACCACGAUGGUUAUCUCGAUUGGGAGGAAUGGAAAAAGAUGCUGUUCCAUGACAUCCCACAAGAGGCGGACUGGGUGGACGGCAGGAGGCAAGGCUCGGUGGCAGAGUCGCUGGAAAACAUCCUCCUCCUCAGCUUUGACGAGGGAGACGUCAACAACGACGGGGAGCUGACUGAGAAGGAGCUGGUCAAUGUGCUGAAAGAAGCUCACCGCCGCCAUGAGCAGCUCUUGACGGAGGAGGGAGGGGGUCAGGAGCACAGGCUUCCAACAGUGAAGGCUGACGAUUUCGAGCAACUGUCGAAGACGGUCCUCGCAGAUCUCGACAAGGACGGCUCAAAGUCACUCAACGCCUACGAGUGGCUCGAGUAUGGCAGAGACUCGAUGAAGGCAGAGAGGACUUGA
Molecule: messenger RNA, 933 nt
Organism: Guillardia theta CCMP2712
Lineage: Eukaryota; Cryptophyceae; Pyrenomonadales; Geminigeraceae
Exons: 8
Coding region: 1-933 (310 amino acids)
Molecular function (GO): calcium ion binding
Source: RefSeq, a predicted model, not a curated record